GCAGAGAAGAGAGCUGCCACAACAUCCAUCAGAUCUCAUCUGAAUCAGACCAGAUUUCUGAACUGAAAUACACCUCUGAAUUUGGAAUGAUGGGACCCCUGGCCACUCUCUUCUUCCUGCUGUUGUUUUCAGGGACCACAGUUCUUGGACAUGGGCAUCAUAAACCAAGAAAACAGUGUGAUUCUCUGGUGUACCAGGACGUAGUUCGGUCAGAACCCACGCCCUUAUUCACAAACACAGCCUCCUUCAAUGGAAAACUCAUCUACCAAUAUGAUAGUGACAGCGAGAGGGCAGUGCCUGAACCAGGAUGGGACAAUGUGGAAAACUGGACCCAGACGAGCCAGAUUCAGAAACAAAGAGGAGAUUUUGCAGUGGAGAACCUGCAAGAGAUCAUGAACGUCAAGCAAGAUACCAGUGGUUCACAUGUCUUGAGUGGAAGCUACGGCUGUAGACUUUGCCAGAAUGAUGACACUGAGGGAUUCUGGAGUUACGAUUAUGAUGGUAAACCAUUCAUUGAGUUCGACAAAGAAAAACCAGCCUGGAUACCAAAGGAUCCUGAAGCUGUCAUUAUCAAACAGAAAUGGGAGGAAGACCCAGGUGCUGUGUAUCGAGCCAAGAGCUAUCUGGAAGAGACCUGUAUUGAGGAACUCAAAAAAUAUCGGGAUUAUAAGAAGGCUAAUUAGGAUAAGCCAGGUGGCCAAGAUUGAGGGGGACUCAGGAAUGGAGCUCCGUCUUAUUCCCAACCAAGAAGAGAAUGAGAAGCUGUGAAGGUCUUCAUCACCAUCACCAUCACCAUCACCACUACCACUAUACUUAACAGUGACCUGUCAUUGGGUUUCCAGCAAAGAGAAUUCUCUGUAAGAGCUUACUAUGCGAGAAAAACAACAUUAAGCUGAACAACUAAACGUCUCAUAAAUAAAAGUUACACAGCAUUUA
This is a messenger RNA of Trichosurus vulpecula (common brushtail), 936 nucleotides long. Its product is annotated as zinc-alpha-2-glycoprotein-like. The transcript has 4 exons. The record is from RefSeq and is a predicted model, not a curated record. Gene Ontology annotation, biological process: immune response. Gene Ontology annotation, cellular component: external side of plasma membrane. Bases 87 to 683 code for a protein of 198 amino acids. Lineage: Eukaryota; Metazoa; Chordata; Mammalia; Diprotodontia; Phalangeridae.